AACGGGAAUAAAAGUAACUGGGGCCUCUCAAGGAAGACUGCAACAGGCCAAAGGCUUGGAUUUGCCAUCUUACGAAUAGAAGGGGGCGGAGGCCCUCCGGGGCUUUUGUGCCGAGUGGGCCGGGCCGCGAAGCUAGCACUCUAUUAAGGAGGCCAGAACUGGGGUGGAGAAAAGCUCAGAGGCUAUCGCUGGAUGCCUGAGUAGCAAGUCAGCAACCGGACUGGCAGUGUGCGCUGGGCCGGCCCACACGUGCGCGUUCUCCGAGUCCGCCCGGAGGUACGGAAACUCGCUGCGGAGGACCGCAGGCAGGCAGGCAGGCGGAGGCCAGCGCUCCGCGUUCCCUCCCUCCUCCUCCCUCCUCCUCCAGCCAGCCAGCCAGCCAGACGCAGCGCCCCGCCGCACGGAGCCGGAGGAGAGCACCGAGGAGCGCGCGAGAUUUUAUCCUGAUGGCUGACUCUAAACCACUCUUCUCCCUUGAUGGGGACCCCAUGGCUGCAGAAGCCUUGCUCCGGGAUGUGUUUGGGAUUGUUGUGGAUGAGGUCAUUCGGAAAGGGACCAGUGCCUCUGAGAAGGUCUGCGAAUGGAAGGAGCCUGAGGAGCUGAAGCAGCUGCUGGACCUGGAGCUGCGCAGCCAGGGCGAGGCGUCGGAGCAGAUCCUGGCGCGGUGCCGGGAGGUGAUCCGCUAUAGUGUGAAGACCUGUCACCCGCACUUCUUCAACCAGCUCUUCUCAGGGUUGGAUCCCCAUGCUCUGGCGGGGCGCAUCGUCACUGAGAGCCUCAACACCAGCCAGUACACUUAUGAAAUCGCCCCCGUGUUUGUGCUCAUGGAAGAAGAGGUGUUGAAGAAACUCCGGGCCCUUGUGGGCUGGAGCUCUGGGGAUGGGGUCUUCUGCCCUGGUGGCUCCAUCUCCAACAUGUAUGCUGUGAACCUGGCCCGCUAUCAGCGCUACCCGGAUUGCAAGCAGAGGGGCCUCCGGGCGCUGCCGCCCCUGGCACUCUUCACAUCAAAGGAGUGUCAUUACUCCAUCAAGAAGGGAGCUGCUUUUCUGGGACUUGGCACCAACAGUGUCCGAGUAGUCAAGACAGAUGAGAGAGGGAAAAUGGUUCCUGAGGAUCUGGAGAGGCAGAUCAGUCUGGCCGAGGCUGAGGGUGCUGUGCCGUUCCUGGUUAGCGCCACCUCUGGCACUACCGUGCUGGGGGCCUUUGACCCCCUGGAGGCAAUUGCUGACGUGUGCCAGCGUCACGGGCUGUGGCUCCAUGUGGAUGCUGCCUGGGGUGGGAGCGUCCUGUUGUCACAGACACAUAGACAUCUACUGGAUGGGAUCCAGAGGGCUGACUCGGUGGCCUGGAAUCCUCACAAGCUUCUGACAGCAGGCCUGCAGUGCUCAGCUCUUCUUCUCCGGGAUACCUCGAACCUGCUUAGGCGCUGCCACGGGUCCCAGGCCAGCUACCUCUUCCAGCAAGACAAGUUCUAUGACGUGGCUCUGGACACGGGAGAUAAGGUGGUGCAAUGUGGCCGCCGCGUGGACUGUCUGAAGCUGUGGCUCAUGUGGAAGGCACAGGGCGGGCAAGGGCUGGAGCGGCGCGUCGACCAGGCCUUUGCCCUUGCCUGGUACCUGGUGGAGGAAUUGAAGAAGCGAGAAGGAUUUGAGUUGGUCAUGGAGCCGGAGUUUGUCAAUGUGUGUUUCUGGUUCGUGCCCCCCAGCCUGCGGGGGAAGCAGGAGAGCCCGGACUACAGUGAAAGGCUGGCUAAGGUGGCCCCAGUACUCAAGGAGCGCAUGGUGAAGGAGGGCUCCAUGAUGAUAGGCUACCAGCCCCAUGGGACCCGGGGCAACUUUUUCCGCAUGGUUGUGGCCAACCCAGCGCUGACCCAGGCUGAUAUGGACUUCCUUCUCAACGAGCUGGAAAGGCUUGGCCAGGACCUCUGAGCCUCCUCUUCCUCCUCCUUGCUGCUGGCCCUGACACCCCCCACCCCCACUGUCUCUGUGCAUUCCCUUCCUGUGUUUUCAAGAACAGAGUGACCUUAACAACCUUUCUAUGCCUUCAUCCACUAACUCUCUAAUUAAUUAUUUGCUAUUAGGAGAAUAUUUAAAUAAACUACAGUAUAUCCAGAUGAUGGAAUGGUACUCUGCCAUUAUAAUUAUGUUUACAAACAAGAUUUUUAUUGAUAUGAGAAAAGAUGAUUUUAAUAUAAUGCUAUAUUGAAAAAGCUGGAUACAAGGCUUUGUAUAUAGUAAUAUCUGAGUGGUGUUCAUGCAUAGGAGAAGACUGAUAAAAUGAAAUAUGCCAAAUAAUAAUUUUCCCUGGGAUGGGAUUAUAGGCAAUUUAAAAUUAAUUUUUAUACCUUUUGUGCUCUUCCCUUUUAUUACAUAAUUAAUAUGCAUUACUUUUAUAAUGGGGAAAUAAUAAAGUUAAACCUUCAACUAUAUUAUUUCCGAAUGUUUUGAAGUUUGUUACCUUUUAUCAAAUAAUAGAGAAUGUGAAAUUUCUUUUUAAAGGGGCGCCUGGGUGGUUCAGUU
Messenger RNA from Zalophus californianus (California sea lion), 2519 nucleotides. It is a transcript of the gene CSAD, whose product is annotated as cysteine sulfinic acid decarboxylase. Gene Ontology annotation, molecular function: sulfinoalanine decarboxylase activity; pyridoxal phosphate binding. The record is from RefSeq and is a predicted model, not a curated record. NCBI's taxonomy places the organism in Eukaryota, Metazoa, Chordata, Mammalia, Carnivora, Otariidae. The coding region runs from base 447 to 1928 and encodes 493 amino acids. The transcript has 15 exons. Gene Ontology annotation, biological process: carboxylic acid metabolic process. Gene Ontology annotation, cellular component: cytoplasm.